GGCCAGUGUGGGUAGGGGCGGGGCUCCCCGGCCUGAGGCGGAGAGACGCGGCCUCCGCAAGGAGCGGGGCUUUCUCUGGGGCUCCUUCCUGCGGCCGCUGCGGAUUGUCGGGCCAGCGAUUCACUCCUCUCUAUGGUUCUUCCUCUAAGCUCUUCCGGGGCAGCUAGUAACCUUGGUAACUGACAACUUCCGACGCGCGGGAUCCUGGGAUAGAGCGAUGGCGGAGCCGAGACUCGGAGCCGAGCCGGCUUCACCAUUCCCAAUAGCUACAGAACCUCAGAAACCCCGCCCAAGAAAAGUGCCAGAGCUGCCAAUCUUGGAGAGAAGGAACUGGCUGAUACACCUGCACUAUAUCUGCAAAGAUUAUGAUGCGUGUAAGAUUGCUAUCAAAGAGCAACUCCACGAGACUCAGGGAAUGUGUGAAUAUGCAGUCUAUGUUCAAGCUUUGAUAUUUCGCUUAGAAGGGAAGAUUCAAGAAUCCCUAGAACUUUUUCAGACAUGUUCCAUUCUAAAUCCUCAGAGUGCUGACAACCUCAAACAGGUGGCGCGAUCAUUGUUUCUGUUGGGGAAACACAAAGCAGCUAUUGAAGUAUACAAUGAAGCCGCUAAACUCAACCAGAAGGAUUGGGAGAUCUGCCACAACUUGGGCGUGUGCUACAUGUACCUGAAGCAUUUCAACAAGGCAAAAGACCAGCUGAACGAUGCCUUGCAGCUCAACAGGCAUGAUCUGACAUACAUGAUGCUGGGAAAAAUUCACCUGCUGCAAGGGGAGACCGACAAAGCCAUCGAAGUCUAUAAGAAAGCAGUGGAGUUUUCUCCAGAAAACACAGAGCUCCUUACGACCCUGGGUUUACUCUAUUUGCAGCUUGGGGUUUAUCAGAAGGCAUUUGAACAUCUUGGAAAUGCACUUACAUAUGAUCCCACCAAUUAUAAGGCUAUCUUGGCAGCUGGCAGUAUGAUGCAGACUCACGGAGAUUUUGAUGUAGCCCUCACCAAGUACAGGGUAGUAGCCUACACCAUGCCUGAAAGCCCCCCAUUAUGGAACAACAUUGGAAUGUGCUUCUUCGGCAAGAAGAAAUACGUGGCAGCUAUCAGUUGCCUGAAGCGAGCCAACUACUUAGCUCCCUUUGACUGGAAGAUUCUGUACAAUUUGGGGCUAGUCCACCUGACAAUGCAGCAGUAUGCAUCUGCUUUCCACUUUCUCAGCGCCGCUGUCAAUUUCCAGCCCCGGAUGGGAGAUCUCUACAUGCUCCUGGCAGUGGCUCUGACAAACCUCGAAGAUGCUGAGAAUGCAAAACGAUCCUAUGAGCAAGCUGUAGCACUGGACCAGUGCAAUCCCCUGGUCAAUCUGAACUACGCUGUGCUGCUCUACAACCAAGGGGAUAAGAAGGGAGCACUAUGCCAAUACCACGAGAUGGAGAAGAAGGUCAACUCCCUGAAGGAGAACAGCGCUCUCGACUUUGACCCUGAAAUGGUGGAUGUGGCCCAGAAGUUGGGAGCUGCCCUUCAGGCAGGGGAGAGUCUAGUCUGGACUAAACCUGUCAGAGAUUCCAAAUCAAAGCAGCGAGCCACUACAUCCAGCAAACCCUCCAGCACUCAGCAACCUCUGGGCUCUAACCAAGCCCUGGGUCAGGCCAUGUCUUCAGCAGCUGGGUAUGGGAAGACUAUGCAGCUUUCUACAGGUGCUGGAGCAUCGGCUCCCCUUGCAAAGCCCCCGUCGCUGCCUCUGGAACCUGAACCGGCCUCAGAAACAGGCCCCGAAGAGACCACAGUCCCUGCAGAGCCCCAAGAACGGAGAAAAGAGAAGCGCAAAAGCAGGCUGACCACAGAAUAGAACAGCCGCACUGGAUGGGCUGGGCAGGCAUGGGGGCCUGCUGGGCCGUUGGGAGCAAAAAUCUUUGCUGCCACCCCUUAACUCAAGCAUACCGUGAGCUUAGGCAAAAUGCAGCUGGAUGCCGAUACGGUGACAUUACCACCUGGCCUCAUCCUUGUCUCAGUGAUUCUUUGCUCCGUGGCACCCAGAAGAGGUUCUGAUGAGCUGCCCACUCAUGCUGCUGUGCUACUGCAUGGGAGAACAGAGGUGCAAUCCCUUACUUCCUUGAGGGAGGGGCUGCUGUAGCAUUGCACACAGCGCUUAGGUGCUGAAUCACUGAGAUGGGCUGAGUCAAUAGGAUGGUUUAGCGAGGGCCAACUACGGUGACUGUGCAGCUUUUAAAGCAGUAGCUUGGACCAGUUCUCUAAUUAGAACCCAGAGAGGAUCAUGCCCCUUUAGCAAGUGAGCCUUUUAGCUGGCUCAAAGGAAGCUCUACCAGCCCCUUGUAGUAAGGUAGUGGAAGAACUGGAGGAGGGGAGAAGCUAGAAAAAUUAACAGGACAAGUGAGUGGAAGCCAGAUCAGUCCAAGGAGUGAAACAACUCUGAACGCAGGCCUGGAGAGGCUACUCUCCAUUACUCAAAGGGAGAUGUGUGCAACCUGUAUGCCUGUUUACCAAAGCCCAACCUCUCGUCGGGGUUGUCCAUAAACCUGGGGAAAGCAUUUCCAGCCCCCUUUUCUCAGGCAGCUAGCUGCAAGGCCACCUGCCCGGUACGUUGGGAGAGGAGCUCCCUCCGUCAGAGCUGUUCACAGUGCUGUCAGUCCUGCAAGGUAGAGGUGACAGGGACUGGGAGGGAGCAGACUUCUCUGUAAUAGACUCACCCGUUAGCAAAUGAAAGGAGACUGGACUUUCAUCCACAAUGUAAGUCUCUUGCUGGAUUCACUCCAGGGCGCUCUGGCUGACAGCAGGCAGGGGGCACUUUGAUACCCUACUAACAUACUGCCUCAGUUUGGUGGGAGUUUUAAAGAGCAUGGAGUAAUUUGCCUUCAACACCCAGCUCUCCUGGAAGUUACUAGCACCUUGAGCAGGUUGAUUUCUCUGUUUGUUCUGCUGAUGACGGGCUGGAACCAAUUCCAUUCCCACAGUCACUAAGUGAUAAGGGACAGGCUGACAGAGCCAAACAGAAUUGGAAAGAGUGGCUGCUUUAAUUUCUGCCUUUUCCAGCAUCCCUGGGGCAGUUACAGUUAUAACCUCUUUUGGGAACUUACACCAGUGGAGAGUUCUCUUCCUGAAAAGUAGAUUCAUGGCCUCAGGAAAGCUGGGUGGUAGCAGGCAUGAGGAUGUGUUGGAACUGAGAAUUAGCCUGUUUCCUUAGAGUCACUUACCUUCUGAUACCCUCCCUCCAGCCCUCCCACAUAAGUUAAAUCCUGUUGACACUAACUGGCCUAAUUUUAAUAAAGCCAUUGAGGUUGGACAACCUCGGUAGUGACCAUCUCUACCGUUCCAUCAGUUCCAACCCUUUCCAGACUCAACUGCAGUCCACAACGGAGAACUGGCAUCUUUGUUUGUUUUUUAAACUUCAAUCCAUUCAGCCCUGUACGUGCUGGGAGGGGAAAGAUUAUUACCACUAAAGAAAUGGCUGUAAUCCAAAGCGCCUGUGCACUUGGGCUGUGUUGUUCUCCAGAAGUGAUGGAGAGGAGGGGACCAUAGUAAGAGCUUUUCAGAUACAGCUCUUUGUGGUAAUCACUAGUGCCCAAGAAAGUAGCAUAGUUGGCCUGACCCACGGCUGUUGCUGGGACAACCUGUCUGAGGAAGAUUAUUUGGCAAAAACAACACAGCAAGAUCUUCCGUUUGCUCCCUUCCCCACAAGGGCGAGAGCAGGGUUUAGGCUUUGCAUUUCAUAACUUGCUGCUAGUUAUACCAAUUAGGUCAUUUAAAGUGUUCUGUUGCUAAGAUAGCUCUCACCUUUUGAACAAUUUAGCUAUUGUCAGCUUUACCCCAGCUGGCAAGGGAAACUCUUCCCCAGCAGCUGCAGCCAGGCUAAGCACCUCACACCUGAAUGGAGCCAUAUGAGACUAUAAAUGUUACAUACAGGCUGUUUUCCUUCUGAGUUAAGAGACUAGUUAAACUAAAGGUGAGGCCAGUUUCUCUGCCCUUAAUUCACUAACAGUUUGUAUCUCCUAGCUGCCCUGCCCUGCCCUGGCCCCAGUUCCACAGAACACUCCAGCCAAAAAAAGCUGCUUUUGCAACAUAAAGCAGAACCACCAUCAUCGACAUAAAAUGUCAGUAACUCUUACUGGUGUAGCCCUUGUCCGCCUUGCCCCACAGUGAUUGUGAUUGCUGCCAAUCACAUCUCAAGCCCCUAACACACCUACAGACGCUAAAUUAAUAACUUGUGCAAGGAACCCUUCAUUAGUGUUGUAGGAACCUACAGUGUGUUUCACAGGUUUUCUGUACCUACAGCUCCCACUGCUGUCAGGAUAUCCGGUGCUCAGACCUCUGAAAGCUAGCCUAGGCAUGAUUUACAAGUCCUGAAUUUAGCUGUAUUAUGGGAUAACAACCUUAAAGUUUCAUCAGUGUUAUUUUGCAUAAUCAACAGUAACUAAUCAGAAUGUACAAGGGAGGGCAGUUAACGUUACCAGAUCCUUAGCUUGGUCACCAAAUGCCUGGUGCAACAUGGGCCAGGUUCUGGGAAUAACAACAGCCCUGCUGUACAUUCCGAUUAGCUACUAUCGUGCAAAAUGACGCUAAUGCAACUUUAAGGUUAUUAAAGCGCGAUCAGGAACCAAAGUUAAUGUAUUUUGGGGGGUUAGCUGACAAAUGGCUGAUGAGCUCUUGAUCUAUUAAACACACUAAAUGAACAGCAACAGUUCACAAUUUUUGGUUUGUAACCAAAGUGCCCUGUUUAAACCAGGUUUGACUUCCUCACAACCCAUUUAACUGGUGUUGCAGUUAUUUUGUAUUACAAAUACUAGAGGCCUCCCCCUGGGUUAGGGGCUGUACAAAACAGAGUUCUUUCCCUGGAGAGCUUACAAUUUAAGUAGACAAGACAAACGGUAGUUGAAAUGGGAAGCAACUUACCGAAAUCAUAACUGAUCAUUCUAGUAUCCUGUUAGUUGCAGUUUUAUAUUGAAAUAGUCAUGCUGAAUGUCACUGUCAUUUCCAUGGGGUGCAUGUGAGAGGAUUGAUUUUUACUGGAAGAGCACAAAGCUGGGGCAAGGAGUUUUCUUCACUUCUAAAGUAUGGAGAGAAAUUUUUUUUUUUAAAUAAACAGUUUGCUUCAGCAUCAGCAUCCCCCUUCAAACCUCUCUGUGCAGUUUCUUCAGCAUUUAGGUGCAAUAGUUAAACGUGGGCAGAGGAAGACUUGAUAAGCAAAACAAAGUUGCUUUAAUCCCUCUUGUUGAUGUACUGCUUUGUACCUUACAUUAAAACCCCUUUCAGACUAGGGAGGGAACAGCCCCUUCUUUUAGUAUAUAAAAUAGGUGACCAGACCAUGGAAUGGUGACUGCCUAUGCCCAUGGGAAGGUGAUCCACUGAAGCAGGAAGACUGGGGCUUCUCCCCCUGUCCCAAAUACUAGUCUUAUUGGUAGUGAACUGUUUGGUUGAACUUUUAAUCUUACUCUGAACAGUGCCUGUGGAAGCAGAGGAAGGAAACGGGUGGGGAAAGGCCUGUUUCUAGCAGGUAAUGAAAUACAUUUGCUACACUUAAUUGAUUCAAGCAGCUGCUGCCCCACUGACAGUUUCACAAUGUAGUGUGACUCAUGAGGAGCCAUACACCUUGAUCUUCAGGAGAGAGGAGAUACUUGAAGAGCUACGCCCUACUUGCCCUGUCCCCAGAAGUGUGUAGCCCCCUUUUUUAGGCUCCUGGAUGCUAAGAUCGUCUAAUGCUUUUACAACGAGGAUUUCAUGUUUACAGAGUACACACAUGGAUGGUAGAAGUGUUUUAAAUAACCUUUGGGGACAGCAUUCUCCUUCUGUGGAAUCAGACUGUGGGACCUUGUUAGUCUCUAGACUUGGGCUAGGGGAAGAGGGAAUUUAACUUCGGGGGGCAUUUUUAAAUGUGUAAAUAGAGACCGUAGAUGAUGAGGAUAAUAAAUGGAAUUGGAGCGCAGCACGUGGUUUUAUAUACAAUGGAUUCACAGCAGUCGCUUCCCUGUACUCUCCAACUUUGACCUGGCUGAUGGAGAGUGAGGCUAGACUGGUAAUGAAAGAAAGGUAAGUGUAGGGAUUUUUCAGUGGAAUUUAUGCUGUUUUUGUUCUCCUUCCCUCCCAAACAAGCUGCUUGGCUGAAACAUAAUAUUGAAGUGACAGUUUUCCUUCUCUUUCCAUAAAUAGGUACGUAAGAGGGAAACAACAGCAGGUCAGAAAGAGCUGAGAGUUGGAUUUCUAGAGCCAUUGGUGCCCCUGGCUUUUUUUGAGCACAUCCACACCACAGACCAGCUUACCUUGUCCCGUCUAGUUUCCGCGUAGGCAAAAGCUAGGCGUGCUAAGCCACCUCAUAAGAGCACGUGCUAUAAUACGUAGAGCCUUGCAAAUCUGCAGAUAACCAGUUUAUUUCCACCCGUGAGGAUAUCCAUGGACCAUGUCUGCAGAGUGGCUGCAGAUACAAAUUUUGUGCCCACAUAGGGCUCUAAUAAUAGGCUCUAAGGGAAAGGACAUGCAGGAAAGGCUGUCAUUUCAGCCAAGAGGAGCCUAGAACUAAGUCAGACACAUGCUGUUCCAAACUAGGAAGAUGGAUUUGCACUUGGCAGAGCCCUUUCUAUGAAGACAGACAACUUUGUAAGCUGAUUGGAAAAAAAGCUUUACUGAAAUAGUGUGACAAACUAUAUACAGAAAUGCACUAAAAAAAUCAAAGCAUAGCAUAUAAAAAGUCCCAGGAUGCUUACAAUAGAAAAGACACAUUAAUUUUACCUCAAGGAAGGUUCCCCCGUGUGUUUCUCCCCUCCCCCAAGUCAAACUGCACAGAAACAGAAUUUCCUGUGCCAUGCUUCACAGAUAUUGUACAGUGGAAAAAAGAUAGGCUCAGACACUAGUUUGUAUUGUUGAACAGCAGCUUUCCUGAGAAGUUCUUAAGGAAGCUUUUUGGCUCUUGCAUUUUAACAAGAUCAUUCAUCUCUAGGUGCCAUGGCUUGUGUUCUUCAGCUGCCACUCCCGAAGCAGGAUGACCCCAGAUUAAGUUUUAAAAAAUCACAGCUAGUUUCAUAUAUGCCUUUCCCAUUGCUUCUGAGAUAGCAGAUGCUGUGUCCACAAUGGCCAACCUGCGUUUGUUCCUUUUGCUUGGGGAAACCCAACAGACAGAAGUCUGACAUCCCACAAUUCCCUGAGAUUUCAGUCUGGUCAAGGGUUAUAUCUCGAGCUAUUAUGCAAGAAACUUCAUUAGAACAUAAAACUGGGUGACGGGACCACAAAAUGGUAGAUGAAAUUCAAUGUUGAUAAAUGCAAAGUAAUGCACAUUGGAAAACAUAAUCCCAACUAUACAAAAUGAUGGGGGUCUAAAUUGGCUGUUACCACUCAAGAAAGAGAUCUUGGAGUCAUUGAGGCUAGUUCUCUGAAAACAUCCACUCAAUCUGCAGCGACAGUCAAAAAGGUGAACAGAAUGUUGGGAAUCAUUAAGAACGGGAUAGAUAAUAAGAUAGAAAAUACCAUAUUGCUUCUAUAUAAAUCCAUGGUACGCUCACAUCUUGAAUGCCGCGUGCAGAUGUGGUCGCCCCAUCUCAAAAAAGAUAUAUUGGACUUGGAAAAGGUUCAGAAAAAGGCAACAAAAAUGAUCAGGGGUAUAGAACGGCUGCCAUAUGAGGAGAGAUUAAUAAGACUGGGAUUUUUCAGCUUGGAAGUGAGAUGACUAAGGGGGGAUAUGAUAAAGGUCUAUAAAAUCAUGACUAGUGUGGAGAAAGUAAAUAAGGAAGUGUUAUUUACUCCUCAUAACACAAGAACUAGGGGUCACCAAAUGAAAUUAGUAAGCAGCGGGUUUUAAACAAAAAAGAGGAAGCAUUUAUUCGCACAACGCACAGUCAACCUGUGCAGCUCCUUGCCAAAGGAUGUUGUGAAGACCAAGACUAUAUAACAGGGUUAAAAAAAGAACUAGAUAAGUUCAUGGAGAACAGGUCCGUCAACUGCUAUUUGCCAGGAUGGGCAGCGAUGCAACACCAUGCUCUGAGUGUCCCUAGCCUCACUUCACCAGAAGCUGGGAGUGGAUGACAGUGGAUCAAUUGCUCAACAAUUGCCUGUUCUGUUCAUUCCCUCUGGGGCACCUGGCACUGGCUCCUGCCAGAAGAUAGGAUACUGGGCUAGAUGGAUGUUUGGUCUGAUCCACGAUGGCUGUUCUUAUGUAGUUUGGUUAUAUUUUAAUUUGAGAACAUUCCUGUUAUAAACCCAAUGUAGAUGGCACCAGCCCCAGGUAUGUAUUUAGGCCUGGAAGGAUUAGUCUUAUCUGUACAUGUCAGUAAACACUGAUCUCCCUGUACACACACAAACCCAUGAAAAAGUAAUUCUAGCUAUGAUGAUCGAUAUUUAGAUAGCCCAAGUAAAACUAAUGUUGCCUGAGAAUUACUUAAAGUUCCACCUUAAUGUGUAUAAAACAUAUCGUAUUGUUUGCAUUGGUGCCAUUUAGGUAACUAACUUUUUGAAUCUCAAUAUUAACUAAUAUUAAUAUUGUCAUUAAAUUAUUACUCUGACCCACCCGCCCAGUAAUUUCCCACAACCAUGAAAAUUUAAAUUGAUAAUCUAAAAAAAAAAAAGCUUUAAGAAUCAGUAUCUGUCAAAAA
Molecule: messenger RNA, 8576 nt
Organism: Chelonia mydas (Green sea turtle)
Lineage: Eukaryota; Metazoa; Chordata; Testudines; Cheloniidae
Gene: BBS4
Product: Bardet-Biedl syndrome 4
Exons: 17
Coding region: 218-1834 (538 amino acids)
Biological process (GO): cilium assembly; protein localization to cilium
Cellular component (GO): ciliary basal body
Molecular function (GO): protein binding
Source: RefSeq, a predicted model, not a curated record